AUGACGACGACGACGUAUUCGGAGUACUCUGUCAACACAGAGAUCGAAGCUUUCUUCGAGAAAACAUCGGCGACCCGUGCGGCAUGCGACGUCAAAGCAAGGGAGCUCGCCGGCGAUAAUGUCGUCCAUAUCGACGUCCAAGGCAUGUGUAGCUACUCUGUCUACGCUGGCCCUGAGCUAGAAUACGUCGUUCAGUUCCGACUCGAGUCCUUGGCACUCAAGACUGAAAUCACUUCCUUAGCGACCGAGAUUUACGGAUCACUUGCACCAAAAGUAUCCUUCAAGGGCAAGAUAGGAGACGGGGCAAAGGAGCCGCUCCACAUCUACUUAAUGACCCGUAUACGUGGAGUAACAUAUCUGGAUUUUAUCUUGAUGCAUGACUUCCCAGAAAAUUCUCCCAACUAUCUUUCAUGGCGCAAGAACCUCAUCACUGAUGUUGCACAUUUUAUGGCUCUGUCUUGGAAGGCUCCCCAGCAAGUCAACCCGGAAUACCGCAGCAGUCUAGGACAAACCUAUAUUAAGGACUUACAACUCUUGCUUGCUGCACUUCCCUCUCGAUUUCAUCAUAUCAUCCAAACCUGUAUCAACUCGAUGGACGACAUUCUAUCUUUACCUAUGGUUCUUCUUCAUCGAGAUUUUGGAUCUUGCAACAUCAUAGUCGAUGAAACUACCUGUCAUCUUGUUGGUGUCAUCGAUUGGGCCGAAGCUGAGGUGUGUCCAUUCGGGCUUAACCUGCAUUCUCUCCAAUCCUUGACCGGAAAGCUUCAUCUGCAGAACGGCUGGACGCGAUAUGAGGACUACGAUACUCUACAGGAUAUCUUCUGGGAAACUUUUAAACGGGAAGUGGAUGGCCUGUCUCAUGAUCAGCUCCGAACGAUCAAACUUGCAAGGGUUUUGGGUCUGUUGCUGUCCAGUGGUUUUACUAGCCGUCUUGCAAACGAGCGAGAACCAGUGCCUAUUGGCGAUGACGAGCACGGACGCUACAACAUGAUGUCAUUAGACGGGUUUCUUGUCAAUCAGCAGACAAAGUUCGAUGGUAUUGAGUAA
Molecule: messenger RNA, 1047 nt
Organism: Thyridium curvatum
Lineage: Eukaryota; Fungi; Ascomycota; Sordariomycetes; Thyridiales; Thyridiaceae
Exons: 2
Coding region: 1-1047 (348 amino acids)
Source: RefSeq, a predicted model, not a curated record